This is a messenger RNA of Striga asiatica, 1365 nucleotides long. The record is from the annotation of a GenBank genome assembly. Lineage: Eukaryota; Viridiplantae; Streptophyta; Magnoliopsida; Lamiales; Orobanchaceae.
UCCGCCGCCGGCCUCCGACGAUGCGUCGGAGUAUUCCUCUCCUAUUCCUACGAAGGUGGAAGGAUCUUCCCGCCGAUUUGGCCCUCAGAUCCAGCCCGACAGCCCUACUGGUUCAGUCCUCCUUCACCGUGCACAAUAACGACACCCACGAGUUCCUGGUGGGUUUUCGUCAGGUUUCAACACGACGAAUAUCUGGUAUCGGUCACGAAUGUCGUGCUUGCAGAUGGGAGCUCGACGUCGGGGCCCGUGGGAAACGUGUCAGUCUUUGCGGAGUUCCCGAAUCCAGAUCUUGAAACGGGUAUCGAGACGGCGGGGGAUUCGACCCAGAUGGCAGGUUGGGUUGAGCUGGUGGAUACGCAAAUUGAGGUGGUCCCGCUGGAUGUGCCUAUGCCGGCGAAUAUCUCUCUGGUCAAUGAUGGGUGGAUUUGUCCCAGACCUAGGAUGCAAGGUGAGCUUCUUCUUCAUGAUUUUGGCUCUUGGGAGUGUAUAGAUAUUGCUUCUGGAAACAAUGCAAGUGUGUUGCACGAGAGAUGCUGGUUCACGGCGGUUGAGCUCAACCAGGGGGCCUUGGGCUUUGAGGCUGCCUACUCGUUCAACGCGACCUCGAUGGGCCUUGGGGUCGGUGGGGAAAACGACACGAUCUUCAUACAGAGAUUGCCCGCCGUCAUGGAAAAGCUUUCCAAUGGAGUCACCUCUGAAAAAAUUGAACGGAUGUGUAGUAUCAAAGGGGACCGCAACUUGAGGCAUAUUAUGGAGGUUGACACCAACCCUCCUCCUGCUACAAUGAUAAGGGGACUCGUGCUCGUUGUAAUUUAUUGGAGUUAUAUGAAGCUGCCCGUUGAAGAAGAAAUAUGUGAAAAUGAUGUAUGUGAUGUCGGAGAAGACAAUGUGGGUGAACAUAAUGAGUGGUUGAUGAAGUAUGGCAGUCCUGUUCAGAAUCUCGAAGAAGUACACUUCCAAUCUGGGUUGAGGGCAUUGGUUAAAACUGGGUAUGGUGCACGGGCUAUACCACAUGUGGAUGAAUCUGUGGUGGUUGAUGCAGCUUGCUAUCGGUUAGAAGUCGUCGAUGAAUUGCUGAAUGGGUGUACACAUGUGGCAUUCCCAAAUCAUAGAACCUGCUCACGAGCGCCACCCCUAACUGGUUGGCCGACACCUGCGUGGCACGUGAGUCCCUCAAGUUCCAAAACACAAUCUCCGAUAUACAAUCCCAUACUCCUUCUCACCAAACUUCCUCACAAUCGUCUGGUAAUGAGUUUCAUACUCCCAUGGAUUCAUAGAGGCUCGUCAAAUUCCAUGUCACUGAAAAAUGAACAAUCUCUUGAUCAUCGGAACCGGGUUCAAUUUCCCAUCCACCGCCACAUGAAG